CUAUGCCCCCUACCCUCCCCCUCGUUGUAACACAGACCUUACGUGUUUUUCAUCUCGGCCAGUUUUAUUCCACCUCCGCAAACCACAACACGUCCCCGCACCAGAGCUUGUUUGGAUAUAGGACUAUUAAAUUUGCCCCUCUGAAUUUACUAAAAGUCAUAUUGCGGUUUCGAUUCGUGUAUUUGAAACCUGUUUACGCAGAGAUAUAAUGGGGUGCUGUUCAGGACGAUGUAUGCUGAUCUUCUUCUGCACUCUCCAAUUGAUGACAGCAUUGGAGAGGCAGGCGUUGGACUUCCUUGGGUACCAGUGGGCUCCCAUCAUGGUCAACUUCCUGCACAUAAUUAUGGUUAUCCUCUGCCUCUUUGGCACCAUUCAGUACAGACCACACUAUGUUGUUCUAUACCUGCUGUGGACAUUACUAUGGGUGGCAUGGAAUGUCUUUGUGAGCUGUCUCUACUUGGACCUGGGAGGCCUUUCCAAGGAGAGCGACCUGCUUUCUCUGGGUGUAUCCUCACACCGUUCAUGGUGGAAAGACAACAGUCCAGGCUGUGAUGACAGGGACCUUCCUGCCACUAGAUGGCAGAGUCUGGAGAGCCCAGAACUCAUCUCUGCUCUGGGAUGCUGGCUGGAAUAUCAAUACAUAGAGGUCCUACACUGCAUUGUACAAGUCCUAAUCUCUUUCUUGGGAUUUGCCUACGCCUGCUAUGUGGUCAGCACCUUCACAGAGGAGGACAGCUACUAUAAGUAAAGAUUUCAAGUGGAUUGAAAAUGACUGACAGGCAAGGAGGGCAGAAGAGGUACAAGAGAGUGGAAUAUCUCCAGUCAGUGAAACAGAAGACAUUCCCACAAUGCUCACAAAACAUAAUUCCUCUGCCUACCAGCACUCUUAAUGCAUACUAGAGUAAACCAGCAUGAGUUCUCUGUUUAAUGUAAUGAUGGUCGAUACUAGCUUAAUCCAGAUCUGCAAAGGUGGAAAGAGUACAGAAAUAUCCUACUCAAGUAGAAGCACUGUUAGUUUAAUGACAUUUUAUUCAAGUAGAUGUCAAAUUACUGGUGUAAAAAAACUACUCAAGUAAAAGAAAAAAAGUAGCAAAUUUAAAAUAAAAUAAAAAUAAAAAUAAAGAAGUUACUUUUCAAAUAAAAACAUUGACUUGAUACUUAGCUAAUUUCUCUAAGGUUAUCUGAAAGUUGUUACACAUAAUCUUUUCCAUGCAUUACAUUAAAAAGAAAGAGAGGAAAUGAAUGUUCAGUGCAAGGAACUAGGAACUAAGUUCAGUGCAACAAGGCACAUCUGCAUGUAAAAAAACUAAGAAUUUGUCAAAAUUAUACUAUUAAUAUUAGAAAAUAAAGUAAACAGUCAAAGUGUAUUUAUGAUUUUAAAAAGCAAUACAAAAUAAAGUGCCUAAACAAUAAAGUUGACAGACUUCAAUAUACUUCAGACUCCAGAAAUAAACAUGUCUAAUCCUACACCCAUUCAUCACCCCUUCGUUACUUGUCCAUGGGACCGGGUGACAUUCACUCACUCCCCCAUUCACACACACUCCCCCUCUUUCCACUCAGUAAAUCACUAAAUCACUCACUCACUAAAUCACUCGCUCACUCACUCACUAAAUCACACACACACACACACACACACACACACACACACACACACACACACACACACACACACACACUCUUUCAAUCAAUUACCAGGGGUGGAAAGAGUACUGAAAUAUCCUACUCAAGUAGAAGUACUGUUACUUAUAUAACAUUUUACUCAAGUAGAAGUAAAAUGACUGACUUUGAAAAAAUGCCCGAAAAAAGUACAAGUACUUGGAAAAGCUACUCAAUUAUAGUAACGAGAGUAGUUGUAAUUAGUUACUUUACACCUCUGAAGAUCUGUUUGUGUUUUUGCCUGCUCCAUUGUCAUUGUCAAGUUGUUUGGCAUAACUAUUCCUAGUUGGCAAGAGAGCAGAAACAGACUGGCACCCAGGCUAGGUCAAUACAGGUACACUCAGAACACUACUGAUACUUCUGACAUAACAUGUAUCAGUGUGCAGGAAAUAGUAUUCGUUGUAUUAUGACAUAAUGGCACAUUGUAAAAAUAAGCAAUUAUGCAAACAGUUGAAUAUGGACUGAAUCCUAUAAUUGUGUGUCCUACAUUGAUGUUAAUAAGAGAUUUGCACGAAAACUACAGUCACGUGCAAAUUAUCAAAGUUUUGUAUACAGAUUUCAAUUUAGGAUCUGGACCUACACUACCGUUCAAAAGUUUGGGGUCACUUUGAAAUGUCCUUGUUUUUGAAAGAAAAGCCAUUUUUUUGU
Molecule: messenger RNA, 2304 nt
Organism: Oncorhynchus tshawytscha (Chinook salmon)
Lineage: Eukaryota; Metazoa; Chordata; Actinopteri; Salmoniformes; Salmonidae
Product: sodium/potassium-transporting ATPase subunit beta-1-interacting protein 3-like
Exons: 6
Coding region: 209-748 (179 amino acids)
Biological process (GO): regulation of sodium ion transport
Source: RefSeq, a predicted model, not a curated record